Messenger RNA from Ananas comosus (pineapple), 1636 nucleotides. Its product is annotated as probable serine/threonine-protein kinase PBL21. Lineage: Eukaryota; Viridiplantae; Streptophyta; Magnoliopsida; Poales; Bromeliaceae. Bases 390 to 1490 code for a protein of 366 amino acids. The transcript is spliced from 5 exons. Gene Ontology annotation, biological process: protein phosphorylation. The record is from RefSeq and is a predicted model, not a curated record. Gene Ontology annotation, molecular function: ATP binding; protein kinase activity.
AAUAACGAAACCCUAAUUCCCGUCUUCUUCCUCCUCCUCCCUUUCGCUCUCCCAUGGCUUCUUCUUUCCCCCCAUUCUCUUCCUCUUCCCCGCGUGCCAUGCGGGAGCGAGUUGUUGUACUCGCAAACCCUAGCGCGCAUACCCUAAAUAGCAAAUUACGUACUCGCCGAAGAGGAGAGAGGGUCUCUUUUGCUAUUAAUGGCGAUCCGGUUCUUUCGGAUCAUCUGUUCUAGGGUUUUAUUUUUGGAGGGGAGGGAGAAUGGUCGAGGGAGGCGAUCAUGAAUGCGGAGGUACAAUGUAGCUUUCUAGGGUUCGGCUCCUCUCUUCGAGGGAGAGGAGAUUAGGGUUUCGUCUUCCCACUUGCCCCCAUUUUUUAUCCCUUCGGCGCGAUGAGCUGCUUCGCUUGCGGCUCCCGCCUGAAGGAUCCUCCGCGGCGGAGCGGCCACAGCAUGCGCUCUCGAUCCCUAUCUGGCAUCGUCGAUUCCUUAGAGACCGAGAAGAGGGCUCUCUCUCCGGAUGGCGAGAGAAGCGGCGGCAGUGGAGCCUGUAGAUUCACCUUGCAGCAGCUUGCUGCUGCCACGCAGAACUUCCGGGAGGCGAAUUUGAUCGGAGAAGGGGGGUUUGGGAGGGUCUAUAAAGGGUUCUUGGAAUCAGGCCAGGUUGUGGCAAUCAAGCAGCUCAAUCGGGAGGGGGUGCAGGGGAGCCGGGAAUUUCUGGUUGAGUGUCUUAUGUUGAUAAUGCUGCACCAUCCGAAUCUCGUCACCUUGAUCGGAUACUGUGCCGAGGGCGAGGAGAGGCUCUUGGUUUAUGAGUACAUGUCACAGGGUAGCUUGGAAGGCCACUUAUUUGAUGUGCCUCCUAACAAAGAGCCACUCGAUUGGAACACUCGGAUAAAGAUUGCUCUUGGGGCCGCAAAAGGGCUCACCUAUCUGCACGACACGGUUAACCCGCCGGUUAUUUACCGCGACUUGAAGUCUUCAAAUAUUUUAUUAGAUGAUGACUUCAACCCCAAGCUCUCCGAUUUUGGGCUGGCCAAACUUGGGCCUGUCGGCGAUAACACUCAUGUUUUGACGAGGGUGAUGGGAACGUAUGGCUAUUGCGCUCCCGAUUAUGCUAUGAGCGGGAAGCUGAACGUGAAAUCUGAUGUAUACAGCUUUGGUGUGGUUCUGUUGGAGAUCAUCACUGGAAGGCAGGCUGUUGAUUUCUCCAAAGAAUUUGACGAGCAGAAGUUAAUAGAGUGGUCGCGCCCUUUCCUCAAUGAUCGUCGGAGGAUCAUUCAACUGGCCGACCCAUUACUGCAGGGGCGCUUCCCUCGCCGCGCCUUUUACAAGCUGGCUGUCAUUAUCUCACUGUGUCUCCAUGGGAAGCCCCAUCUGCGUCCCACAAUGCGUGAUGUGACGGCCGCGCUCGACCAUGUGGCAUCUCAACCCUACAUCUCCGACGCCAACCGUAAAAACUAUUGCUCCACCCCUCUGCCCUUAGCCCCCUAACAUCCCUAUAUGGUCCCACUGACGAAAAAAUGUUGUAAAUAAUAAGUAACUGACGAAAAAAUGUUGUAAAUAAUAAGUAAUAUGAUAUAUACUUUCCUGUCACACAAACUUAGAAUGUUUCAUCACAGGACUAAGUGUGUGUACUG